Messenger RNA from Perca fluviatilis (European perch), 1748 nucleotides. It is a transcript of the gene riok2, whose product is annotated as RIO kinase 2 (yeast). Gene Ontology annotation, molecular function: protein serine/threonine kinase activity; ATP binding. The record is from RefSeq and is a predicted model, not a curated record. Gene Ontology annotation, cellular component: cytosol; nucleus; preribosome, small subunit precursor. Gene Ontology annotation, biological process: maturation of SSU-rRNA; protein phosphorylation. NCBI's taxonomy places the organism in Eukaryota, Metazoa, Chordata, Actinopteri, Perciformes, Percidae. The transcript has 10 exons. Bases 145 to 1686 code for a protein of 513 amino acids.
CGUAAACCUGAAGUGACGUUUCUCCGUUCCUCGAACUUCCGCCUUGCACGUGUGUUUACUAAAAAUGUGGACUACUGAGCCUAAGAAGUACCAGUAAUAAUAUUCUAAACACACUCGCUAACUGUUUGUUAUCCGGUUGAAAACAUGGGGAAGCUGAAUGUCGUGGUGUUGAGAUACUUAUCUCGAGAUGACUUCCGAGUCCUCACAGCGGUUGAGAUGGGGAUGAAGAACCAUGAGAUUGUCCCAGUGAGUCUCCUGUCGUCCAUCGCUAGCCUCAAACACGGCGGCUGCAACAAGAUCCUCAGAGAGCUUGUCAAACACAAACUUGUGGCCUAUGAACGCAACAAGACUGUGCAGGGUUACAGGUUGAAUAACGGAGGAUAUGACUACUUGGCUCUGAAGACGUUGUGUUCCAGAGAGGUGCUCAUUUCAGUUGGCAACCAGAUGGGUGUGGGCAAAGAGUCAGAUAUAUAUAUUGUGGCGAGCCCAAACAAUGAGCAGUACGCGCUGAAGCUUCACAGAUUGGGUCGUACCUCCUUCAGGAACCUGAAGAACAAGAGAGAUUACCACCAACACAGGAAAAGCAUUUCCUGGCUCUACCUCUCUCGCCUUUCUGCCAUGAAGGAGUUUGCCUACAUGAAGGCAUUGUAUGAUCGGGGAUUUCCUGUUCCCAAACCUGUGGACUAUAACAGACAUGCUGUAGUGAUGGAGUUCAUCAAUGGAUAUCCACUGUAUCAGGUGCAUGAGCUGCAGGAUCCACCUGCACUGUACAAUGAGUUCAUGGAGCUCAUAGUCAAACUGGCCAAUCACGGCCUGAUUCACGGAGACUUUAACGAGUUCAACCUUAUGCUGGACGACCACGACCACAUAACUAUGAUUGACUUCCCUCAAAUGGUGUCCACCUCACAUCCUAAUGCUGAAUGGUAUUUUGACAGAGAUGUCAAAUGUAUCAAAGAUUUCUUUGCCAAACGAUACAAUUACGAGAGCGCGGUCUUCCCAACCUUCAAAGAUAUCAGGCGGUCUUAUUCUCUAGAUGUCGAAGUCUCAGCUAGUGGCUUCACUAAGGAUCUGGAGAGAGAUGCUGCGUUGCUACACCCAGCCGGACCUGAGGAAGAGGAAGAUGACGAAGAGGAGGGUGAUGACGAAGAGACCACAGAUGAAGAGGUAGAAAAAGAGAGUGUGGACAUGGAGGAAUAUAAGCAUGCAAUGCUGGAACUGGAAGGACUGAAAGUCAGCGACUCACAUGCAGACAUAGAAGAUAAGGAGAACGAGAGUGAAAAAGGGGAAGAACAAAAAGGAACUGAGACAUCUACUGGCAGAAGUGAUGAAGACAAGGACUUGGAGGAAGAGUUGAAUGAGGCAGAGGAUGAGUGUCCAGAGCUGGCAGACCUUUCCGCCUCCAACAAAGAGUUCAAACCCUUCAGAGACUCAGACAGUCUUCUACAUAUGGCAGAACACAGGAGGAUGAGGACAGACAGUGAGGGUACAAUGGGCAGUAUAGGGAGCUGCUCUACCAUACCACCAGAGGUAGUCCGUCAGAAGGUGCGGAGGCAGCUCACCAAACAACAGAAGACGGCACAGAGGAGACGUCUGCAGAAGGGAGAAGCCAACUUAGUGACCAAAUCCAGGAGAGAAAACCAAGAUAACAUCAAAUCUAGUAUGGAGACCGCCUCUUUCUGGGGAUAAAUGGGACUGCAGAGAUGGACAGAAUUCAUGUCAACAUUUUGUUUUGUAUGGUUAAAGCAUGC